AUGUCCUCCCCUUCUCCCUCGGUCAGCACCCUCUCCGAUAACGUCGUCGUCGUCCGCUCUGGGAGGCUCCCCGACAAAAGAAUUCUUGUCUUCUAUGUGGCGGAAUAUCGACUAGGAAGGGUCGCAACUGUUGGCGGCGGGAGCAUCAUGAGGCCUGGACACCUGGUCUUCAUACCUCUCCCUGGCGGUCGUUAUGCCUUCUUCUGCUGCGGACCUCGCGAGGUGCGAGGAAGGCCUAUCGGCUCAUGGAACGUUCAAAUCGUUGUCCAAGAGCCCGCGAGGACGUCCGCCAAGUCGACCGACAUGGGAGUCAACAUAAGGUGUCGGCGCGACGAAUCCCUGCGGAACGUCGGCAGGAUAUCGCUGUGCGGCGAUCUGAGACUGUCGCCGAUGGCAGAUUCACCGCCACCCGAAAUCGACCCACAGGUCCAAGGUGACGACCACCUCCGUUUCACGCCUUCGACCGUGGAUGGGACAGUGCGCGUCUGUGUCGCGGCAAAGCAACAGAGACAAAGGGCGGCGAGCUCCAAGUCGCGCAGCCGGUGGAGCGGUACCAUAGGAGGGCUAUGCCCGGGCACGAAGAAGAGACGGCAAACAUCCUACCCUGUACUUGCCGCGCCGAAUGCGCUGGCGAAGACAUCGCUUGCCGCGAAGAUAUCCAAACUGCACCAGAUCGUUCGGUCUUGCGUUGGCACAACACAAGACGAAACGAUGUGGUGCUUCCUCCGCGUCGAGGUCCAAGUCGACAUGGGGUCGUUUCGUCGGACUGGCCCCGCGCCUCGCGCGCCCGUCCGCCGCCCCCCUCUCGCUCCGGUCGUCCGUUUUGGUUUCGACCAUGCGUUGAUGACCGGAUGGUGA
Molecule: messenger RNA, 858 nt
Organism: Fomitopsis serialis
Lineage: Eukaryota; Fungi; Basidiomycota; Agaricomycetes; Polyporales; Fomitopsidaceae
Exons: 7
Coding region: 1-858 (285 amino acids)
Source: RefSeq, a predicted model, not a curated record